Messenger RNA from Anguilla rostrata (American eel), 889 nucleotides. RefSeq names its product profilin family member 4 (gene pfn4). Bases 19 to 465 code for a protein of 148 amino acids. The record is from RefSeq and is a predicted model, not a curated record. Gene Ontology annotation, cellular component: cell cortex. The transcript has 3 exons. NCBI's taxonomy places the organism in Eukaryota, Metazoa, Chordata, Actinopteri, Anguilliformes, Anguillidae. Gene Ontology annotation, molecular function: actin monomer binding.
UUACAGGAGAGAAAUAAGAUGAACCAGCUGCAAAAUUUACUAACGGAUUGCUUAAUCAACACAAAAAAGGUUGAAAAUGCAGCUAUCUUUACCACAAAAAACGCAGCUGUAAGUGCAGCGUCCCAGAGGUUUAAUAUUGCGGUGCCACAGAUCCAGAUGUUAAUAGACUUCUUCCAGCAUACAAAUCAGAUGAGGGAGGAGGGUGUCCAUUUCCUGGGAAAGAAUUACACCUGCAUCAGAGCUGACAAGAACUCUAUAUACUGUAAAUCGAAUGAACAUGGGCUAAUAUUAGUGAGAACAGCUGUGUACGUAAUAGUUGCCACGUACAACGACAGCAUGUACUGUAGCGUGUGCGUGGAAGCAGUUGAGAAGUUGGGUAAGGUGGAUAACAGCCAUUCUUUUUUGCAGGAUCUACUGGUGUCCUGUGUACUGUCUUUGUGUCAAAAGAAAGCUAAAUCAAGCUAAUUAUAUCAAUUACAUUUCAUGUUCCAUUUGUACUCAGUGAGUAUGGAUUAUUGAGUGUGGUGUUUUUUCCUCCAGCUGAAUAUCUAAGAGAAAAGGGAAAAUGAAUCCAGAAGAAACUCAAGGAGGGAACAUCGUUUGGUAACAUGGAAUUCUGAUGCGUAAGCUUUGGGCAGCGUAACGCCACACUGAUAUGUUCUUAUUACGGAAACAGAGGUCACUUCAAGUGGCUCAUUGAACAUGUGUAAAUGGAUUAAGCUAUUAGAGCAACUUUAAGCCUAUAUAUCCUAACAACACUUCAUUCAGCCUUAGGAGUACACAGAAAAGCUGAAGUAACCAUUAGGCUAUAUGUUUUGUUGACAUUUUUCUUAUGUAACAAUUAUUUCAUUGCCAAAAUGUAAUUUACUCAUUAAAUGAUGUUACAGUA